Messenger RNA from Columba livia (rock pigeon), 4121 nucleotides. RefSeq names its product DnaJ heat shock protein family (Hsp40) member B9 (gene DNAJB9). The record is from RefSeq and is a predicted model, not a curated record. Gene Ontology annotation, cellular component: endoplasmic reticulum. The transcript has 3 exons. The coding region runs from base 227 to 874 and encodes 215 amino acids. Gene Ontology annotation, molecular function: misfolded protein binding; protein-folding chaperone binding. Lineage: Eukaryota; Metazoa; Chordata; Aves; Columbiformes; Columbidae.
UGGGGAGGGUCCGCGCGAGCGCUGGCGGCGGUUGGGCGGGAGCGGCGCGCUGAGGGGCAGCGGCAGCGGUGCUGGCGGCCGAGAGUGAGGGCUCAGGUGAGGGGAACGGCGGGACCGGGCCUGCCCUCUGCCCUCGGCGGCGAGGGGGUGGCAGCGAAGCGCUUGAGCCGCUGGAGAAGGGGAGAAGGGCUUGGGGAAGACGGAGGGGUGUUGAGGAGCUAGAGAAAUGGCAACUACACAAUCUGUCUUCACAUUUGCUCUCUGCAUUUUAAUGAUAAUAGAAUUAAUACUGGCCACAGAGAGCUAUUAUGAUAUCUUAGGAGUUCCAAAAAAUGCAUCUGACCGCCAGAUCAAGAAGGCGUUUCACAAGCUGGCUAUGAAAUACCACCCAGACAAAAAUAAGAGUCCUGGUGCAGAAGCAAAAUUCAGAGAAAUUGCUGAAGCAUAUGAAACAUUGUCAGAUGAGAAUAAACGAAGAGAGUAUGAUCAGUUUGGCCGUCAUGGAGGACAAGGAAAUAAUGGAAGCCCGUUCCAUCAGUCAUUUAAUUUUGACUUUGAUGAUCUCUUCAAAGACUUUGACCUCUUUAGUCAGAACUCACGGUCCAAAAAGCACUUUGAAAAUCACUUCCGAAGCCAUCGGGAAGCUCACAAUCGGCAAAGACGUUCUUUCCAAGAGUUCUCCUUUGGAGGUGGACUGUUUGAUGAUGUGUUUGAAAAUAUGGAAAAAAUGUUUUCGUUUAGUGACUUUGAAAAUGCACACCGACACGCGGUGCGAACUGAUGCCAGGUUUCACGGAUCCAGCAAGCACUGUAGGACUGUCACUCAGAGACGAGGAAACAUGGUUACCACGUAUACAGACUGUUCUGGACAAUAAUGUUUCCUUUCUUUUCAUCUCUCUUUUUCUUUCAACAUCUUCGUAAUCUUUCUUGGUUUUGUGCUAACAUGGAAAGAAAAAUAAAUCUUUGAACUGUUUGUUCUAAAAACACUUAACUGCUGUAAAGAAAUUGUAGAUGAAACUAAUCUUCAGAAUAGGAACAACAUGCAUUUGGGAAGUUGAUGUCUCAGUAACUACUUAGAAUGGGAGAGAAAUAAUGUCAUGUGACAAAAGAAAUUAUAUGUAUUUUAGUUUAGUAAACACUUUAUAAAUUUGAACUUCAACACAAGAUAUAUAUUUUUAAUUUCAGAAAUGUAAUAUAAUUUUUUUCAUAUAUGCCAAUUUAGGACUGUUUGAGUUACUGGUGUAUGGUUUGCAACAGAGGAGAUACUUGUGAAGUGCUGCUUUUAUCACAUCUUUCAAAGUUUUCACUUGCUAUUUUUACUGGAUACAGACUUAUUGGGCAAAUCAGAUAAUCCACACAAAAUAGCAGCAGAAAUAUGGCUUAACCUGGGUCUUCGUCACUCUGUCCAGCAUUGCAAACUUUCAAAUUUAAAAAAUAACAAGAAGAUUGUACUUGACCUGAGAGCGAUGUAGGAAUUACUUUUAUUUCCGGAUGGUCUUUCAGUGGUCUGAAAAGGUUUUAGGAUUUGAGUUACCCUUGACUUACUUAAGGGAUAUUCACGUAAGCUUGUGUGCACACAAGGUCUGAUUUUUUUCUUCCAAAAUACAUAUAUCUCUCUAACAAUGUUUGGAAGAGCAUACUGAAAACACUCUUAUUUUAUGCUUAUUAUGUUACCAUGUGUGCAAUGUAGUUUCCAUAGCUCAGUUUAUUGAACUUAAAUACUCCUCUGUGCUCUUGUUAACUUAAACAAGAUAAACUUGCCUGCAGAUUCUAGUGUUUCUGGAAUGGUCUAAAUGAAAAAUACAUUUUCUUUAGGUUGACAGAUUUAUUACCUGUCACCAGGAAUUUUUCAGUGUUGCGAUUUGAAAGGUAAAUUCUUAGCAUAAACAUAGUAAAACUGAAAAUUACAAUUGUUGUAUUAAUGUAAUGCCUUGUGGUGCUGGAGUCUGAUAAUAAGGGCGGUACUGAGGGGUAUCAAUUUUGGCACCAUGGAAAUCCAUAACUGUUCUAAACUACUUAAAACUAAAUAAAACCCAACCAAACAAAAAACAACUCGCAGCAAAAUCCCUGAAUAUUUUAACCAAUGUCAAUCCAAGAGUUCUGUUUUAUUUUUUAACUAGUCCUACAGGUUUAGCAUAUUAAAUUGGUUCCCCUUAAUGAGAUUGCUCGCACCCACAUACUGCCAUCCCUCUAGAACUGUGAGAUAAGAAUUUACCUUUCAGAUUAAUUGCAUGAGUGAAAUGACCAUUUUGGACAGCAGUGUUUUAAUAGGCUUUGAGUUCUUAAAGUCUUUUGAAAAACAGAUUUAACCCUUCACUUCUCAGAUUGAUAUUGAAAGCUGCCUGUUUGCUAAGUAACUUUAAUCUUCCUCUUGAGGGUAUGUAUUAAUGCUUGUUCAGUUUUCAUUCACUAAAUACUUGGAGUAGAUUGUUGCAUUAUAUUAAGUGCUUUUCCUUUUCCAUGUUCUUUAUUUAUUAAUAGACUAAUACCUCAUAUUAUGGUCUUUUUAUAAAAAGCCAGUAAUUUGUGCAACAUUAUCGGAAUGUGCAAUAGUCUUAUGGUAGGACAAGUGCUGGAGUGAGUGUGUUUGUGUUAUUUCCAUCCUUUUUCUGUGUAAGUAGAGAUUUUUAGUUUCUUCUUUGUAAUUAAGAUAUGAUUCAACCAAAAGUUGUAAGUCAUGCAGAUUUCUGCCUUUUUUUCUUUAAUGUACUCCAUCAGUCCUGUGCAUGAAUCGAAUUAUCUGCCUGAUUCAUAUCAUAUUGUUAUCCAAGUGAACAGAUUUUUAACUUAAAGUUCUGAAUUACUUGCACAAAUUUAAAGUUAUUUUAGGGGGUAUUUCUGUUUGCAUUUGAGAAUUAUUAAUGCUGAUAAGGCUUUGGAAGUAUGCAGCCUUUAUUAUUAAAUAUAAGGAAGUAUUAGUGAACGUCCUUUAGGGAUGAUGACUUCUGGAACUUAAAGGUGAGAGGCAACUCUAGAAGAAGGAUACAAAGAGAAAAUGUUAAUGCCUUAAUCUUGUGAAUAUUUUCUUCAUUAAAAAAAAAAUCUUAAGUGUGGGAGAAAGAAUAUUUAAAGUUUCUACUAGAACCAAACCACUGACUUCUCCAAACAUAGUCUUCUCUAGUUGUGAACUUGGCUCCAUUCCCUAAUCUUAAGUAGAGGAAUAAAAGCUAAAAGGAGCACUGUAAAUUGUAGGAGGUGGAGCCACCCCCAAGACUGAAGUAUUUUUCAAAUGUGACUGUAUGAGUUCACUGUCUGUCAGGAUAAGCUUUUAGGUAAAAAUCAAGGGUCAUUGGCUACUUCUAAGUUAGCUUUCCCUCUUUGAGGAUGCUCCAGACUUUAUUUGUACUAAGUGUACUUGUUUUCCUUAACUCUUUAAAGUCAAAGUAUGAAAAGGAUAAUAAAAUGAUAGGGUUGCUAGUUUUCUAGAUGAUAGACUAGGCAGAGGUCUUUUUAAGGUACUAUUUUUAUCUGCUUCCAUAUUAGUUCUCUUAAUCACUUGUCUUCAGAAAACCAACAGAUACUUGCUAUUCCUAUGUUUUUUCUAAGUGGCCUUUCUGCUUGUUUUGGUUGUUGAUCCAAGGUAAAAUCCAAAGGAGAGCUCGUUGAUAUCUAAGAGUCCCGGUAUGCCUUGAAUAGACUUUAGCUGAAGAGAGUCAGGCAGGCUUUCCUCAGCCAGCAGUCUUCAGUCAGUCUUCAGUUCCAUGGCUGCCAGAACACAAGCUUGCAAAACAUGUUGUGCUUCUCACUUCUUCAGAGCUCUUGCACAUUCUUUGCCUAUUUAUAGUGUUUGCUUCAUGGCAGGCUCUCCAGCGGAAGUCUCGGUAUAACCUUCUGACACCCCUGACUUCAGAAGUUUGCCAUCUUUGAUCUCCAUAUCUUGUGAAAACACACAGAUUUUUUUGUUGUUGUUGUUGUGUGAGAGUGAAAAGUACAAUUCUUUACGAUUUUUUGAAAGACAUUUAUGCAUAUGCAACUCCAAAUGGUUGGGUUUCUAAAACUUUACAAAAUAGUGUUUUUUCAUGUUUAUUUUUUCCCAUUAUACUUUUGAAACACAGUAUCUAGUGGAGAUGAAACUACUGUAAACUUAAUUAGGGUGCCAUUACAUUAAACAUGUGAAAAUUG